CGCCGGGAAUGGUGACGGGCCUCUUCCGAGCUCCGCGCCGACACAGCCGCACUUUGCCGGGGGCACGGCGGCGAUCCACUGGAGGGAGAUCAUAAUGGCUCAGAGGGUUUUCAGAAUACAUUUGCUGUUUUGCUUUCUGGCUGCAUUCUUCAUCUCUGCCCUAACUGAAGAACACGUAGGAGAGAGUCAACAUGCAAAUAUUCGCCUUGAUAAGAACUUGGUACAAGAUAAAGACCACAUCAUGGAACAUUUGGAAGGUGUUAUUGAGAAACCAGAAUCUGAGAUGUCUCCACAAGAGUUGCAGCUUCAUUACUUCAAAAUGCAUGAUUAUGACGGCAAUAAUUUGUUAGAUGGGUUAGAGCUUGCUACUGCUAUAUCACAUGUCCACAAAGAGGAAGGUGGUGAACACACCCAGGCAAUGAAGGAAGAAGAGUUGAUUAGUCUGAUAGAUGAUGUCUUAAGAGAUGAUGACAAGAACAAUGAUGGAUAUAUUGACUAUGCAGAAUUUGCAAAAUCACUGGAAUAAAGUUUUGCAGGGGGCUUAUUUCUCCUUCUAACUACAUGGAAAUGUGAACCAGUAUAAUGUGAUUCAUUACUGUCUCUCAUCAACUUCUGUGCUGUGGGAAGGAGAGGUGUACCAGUUCCACUUGAAUUUGUUUGAAAGUUGUUUGUGUUAAGAGACUGGCUAACCUUGAGCAAGUGCCACGUUUGACUAAUGUAGCUACAUGUUUGAUUCUUGAAGUAUGGAAGUACAUUGGGUACAGCUGGCAAACUCUUUAAGUAGCCGUAUAUGAAUACUUCAGUAGUUUAUACACAACCUAAAUUUCAGGGGGCGUGUGUCAUUGGGUUAUCUGCUAUUUGCUUACAUCUUCUAUUUAAAAAUACCUAGAAAGCAAGAGAAGAUUACUGCAUAGAGUUGUAUAUCAAGGAUAAAUGCCCUUCCCUUCUCACUAAUUUCAAAGGAAAUUUGCAUAUAAGUACAAACAGCAAUUGUACUGGAAAAUCUUUGGGCUGUGGUUUGUUUGAGGUCCAUAUGGACUUCAACAGGUCUUUGAAGACAUGGAGUAUUUUUAAGAUAUGUGUACUUCCUAGCAUACCCUUAGUUUUUACAUGCAAAUAUAUAUAUGUGUGCUUUUCAAUUUCUUCUCCUUCUUGACAGAUUUUAUAUCUUACUAUACUGAUUUUUUUUUGUCCCUUCUGUGGUAUUUUCUUCAGAAAAUGCAAAUAUUUUUAUUACCUUUAUAUGUUGUAGUAAUGCUGCAUUUACUAGAGUAGCUUCUGCUAUCUCAUUUUGAAGGUCAGUAAAACACUUUAAUAUGAAAGCUUCUGUUCAAUUUGCUUUUUACAGUGUUAGCCAUCAGGAUAAUCUAAGUGAGCAAGUAAUGCUGCUGCCUUGUUAAUGUUUAAGUUCAUAUUCCUUGCCAUUUAAAUUACAUAGUAUUUCAGAACUCACAGCUUCAAGAUACUUGAGUGUUUGCAGAAUAACAUGGUUCUAGGAAUGUUUUUAGUGUCUUAAGCAGCUUAAAGAUAGUAGAGAAGUGAUGAUGUCUUGCUGUGUUACUGAUAUUUGGUGACUCUGAAACAUAAAUGCAUUAAAUCAUUAUCCACUGAUCAAGAAUCUAAAUGUUAGCAUAUUUCUGUAAAAUGUAUGAAGAUCUAUUUUCUGUACAAAACUAUUCUUAUACAAGAGAAACACAUUUGUAAAAGAAAUUAUUUGCUCUGUUUAAAUUUUUGUGCAAUGAC
This is a messenger RNA of Pogoniulus pusillus (Red-fronted tinkerbird), 1743 nucleotides long. RefSeq names its product multiple coagulation factor deficiency 2, ER cargo receptor complex subunit (gene MCFD2). Lineage: Eukaryota; Metazoa; Chordata; Aves; Piciformes; Lybiidae. Gene Ontology annotation, molecular function: calcium ion binding. The transcript has 4 exons. Bases 95 to 526 code for a protein of 143 amino acids. The record is from RefSeq and is a predicted model, not a curated record.